AGGAAGGAGAGAGGAGAGAGACGGACACACUCAACACCAAGAGAGAAGAGACGGUGAGAGCGGACAGCUGACAAAAUGUCGAUGACAGAUCUGUUGAAAGCUGAGGAGAUCAAGAAAGCUCUUGAUGCCUUUGCAGCAGAAACAUUCGACCCCAAAAAGUUCUUCGAGAUGGUGGGAAUGAAGGCCAUGACAGCUGAAAACGUCAAGAGGGUCUUCAAGGUUCUGGAUGUGGACGGUAGCGGCUUCAUAGAGGAGGAAGAGCUCAAGUACGUACUGAAGGGCUUUUCCCAGGAGGGCAGAGAUCUGACUGACGACGAGACAAGAGCAUUCCUCAAAGCCGCAGACAAAGAUGGAGAUGGAAAGAUCGGGAUUGACGAGUUCGAGGUCUUGGUGCAUGAGUAGGGGGCAGCUGAACAUUCCCCCUCUUCUUCUUCCUCCUCCUCUUCAUCCCUGCAUUCAUAUUUUGUAACUGCAACCUUCAAACUCCUCUCACCUUCCUGGAGACCCCACGCAUGGAGUCAGACGAGGCCUGCUCGCUACAAAACACUGCAGACGCAGGCCAACAGGGAGUCAGCGUGAGGAGGAACAUCCAGGCAUCAGUUUCAUUUUUAAUUUUGUCAUUUUUUAUAUAUAUAUAUAUAUAUAUAUAUAUAUAUAUAUAUAUAUAUAUAUAUAUUUAAUCGCACAUGCUGUAUGGGUUUCAGAAUCAUUAUAAAUGAUUUCAUGAAGAUAGUUUGUGGUCUCAAAACAGGUGGUACUAGUGCUGUAGAUGGUGUAGAUGUUAUGAAGACUUCUUGAAUCUUUAUUUCCUUCUUUUGUGUAUUUCAGGUUGUGCAUUUUGUCUGAUUGGUUUUACUUCUAGAUGUUCACACAUCAGUGCACUUUUCCUCCCGCUCCUCUUCCUCAUCCACCUUCCCUCACCUCACCUCACCUCGCCUCACCUCACCUCACCUCCUCUAUCUCCUCCUCCUCACUCCCUGCCUCUGAUCAGAUGAUGUAGUAGAUAAAAUGAUAUAUAAGACGAGCUGUGAAGAGAGAAAAGAAAUGAUAAUAAAGAAAACUUGAGUAA
This is a messenger RNA of Acanthopagrus latus (yellowfin seabream), 1069 nucleotides long. RefSeq names its product parvalbumin 7 (gene pvalb7). Gene Ontology annotation, cellular component: cytoplasm; nucleus. The record is from RefSeq and is a predicted model, not a curated record. The transcript is spliced from 5 exons. NCBI's taxonomy places the organism in Eukaryota, Metazoa, Chordata, Actinopteri, Spariformes, Sparidae. Bases 76 to 402 code for a protein of 108 amino acids. Gene Ontology annotation, molecular function: calcium ion binding.